Molecule: messenger RNA, 2585 nt
Organism: Cajanus cajan (pigeon pea)
Lineage: Eukaryota; Viridiplantae; Streptophyta; Magnoliopsida; Fabales; Fabaceae
Source: RefSeq, a predicted model, not a curated record
GAUGUUUUAGGUCUAUUAGGCUUAAUUUGAUCCAUCUUAAUCUGAUGAUUGAAGAUUUUACUCCUAAUUGGUUAUAUUUGUGUGAAUGCUAUUUGUAUUUGUUCUAGCUAAUUUGGCUUAGCGUUGUUAUUUCUUUGUUUGUUUAAUUGUCGUAUGUUUCAGUGAUUUUUACGUCAUGAAAGGAAUUGUUGGAGCUUUUACGUAAACUAGAAAUAAGAUCAUACAAGUGUGUAUGAGUAAAAUUAAUAUUCAUCUUAUAAGUCGUUUUUGUAAGGUUGAGUGAGGUCAUAACCCAUUCUUAAGAUGAUAUGAAAGUCUAUCUUAGCGAUUAUUGAUUAUUAUUGAAUUUAUUGUAUCAUCUACUAUCGAACAGAUAUCUAGUCUUUUAAAUUUCACAUUCAUGAUUGUUUAGUCAAGAUUAACUCCUCACACCUUUCAUGCUCUGAGUUGAUAUGUGUAUUAGGAUUAACACUUUAAUCCGUUAUAUUUUAUCUAAUUAGUUUAGUCAAAUAUCUUUUGGUUAUCUUCUUAACCGUUUUCUGUUUUCAAGCUAACUCUAGCUUUUGUAUUUAAACAAUAAGGAUUGUACAUUGUUAGUAGGUUGAUCAAUAAUAAUCUGAAGUUUUCCCUUUCAUGUUUUCUGCUGAUAUGCUAACAAUGUGUGUGUGCAUUUCACAUGUGUCUGAAAGUUUCUCUAUUAGACCUAAAUACCUGUGAUGUUGAUAGUGUUGAGAAUGGAUUUCUUGACCCAGGAGAUCAUCAUGCUUAGCCCUGAGGGUGAACUUAAAAUAAGUUUUGGCUAUCAAUGCAAUAGUGAUAGAGGCGUACCUUGCAAUGAAAUCCACAGAACAAGCAGUUUCUCCUGCUUGUCCGGGGCUGCCUUAAGUGCAAAUGCUACACUUGCCAACACAAACAUCUGCAAUGGAGUAAUAGGAGAAGAAAUCCUUCCGAGUUUGGACUCUCCUAAAUCAUUUCGUAAGGUACCCUCCUCGUCGAGUUUUCCAAAGUUGGACAUAUUAUCGUCUUCUGUCCAUAGUAGUUUGUCAAACCUAAGUUGCAGUCCAUCCACUCCAAGUAAUAUGCUUGAAUAUGACCCUUGUUCAUUAAAAUCCAUGAGUGCUCCUUCUAGAAGUGAAGGUUUUCUCAAUGCCAUGGAAGUUCAGGUUGCUGGAGGAGCUGCUGGUGAAGAUAGAGUUCAAGCAGUUUGUUCUGAAGAAAAAGGCUGGCUCUUCUGUGCAAUUUAUGAUGGAUUUAAUGGGAGAGAUGCAGCUGACUUUCUGGCUGGUACCCUUUACGACACUAUCAUAAAUAUGUUAUGCUGGGAUUUGGAACCAGAUUCCAUAAAAGUUUCUGACGAUGUGGAUAUGGGUGGAUCCUUUCAAUAUAAUUUGGAUGAUAGUCUUAUUCUUCAGGAGCAUCAAUCUCUGUUAACAUUUAAGGGAAACAAUUCUAUUCUUGACUGUUUUGCAAACAGUACUCCACCUUCCAAGUCAGAAGCAUCUCCUAAAUCAUUUUCACAAACAGUACUUGAUGGCCUCCAGCAUGUUCUUAGUCAGGUUGAGAAUGAUUUCCUGUACAUGGUUGAGCAAGAAAUGGAGGAACGGCCAGAUUUAGUUUCAGUUGGAUCUUGUGUUUUACUUGUGCUUAUUCAUGGGAAUCAUCUAUAUACACUUAAUCUAGGCGACAGCAGAGCAGUAUUGGCAACAUGCAGCACAGAUAACAGAAUGAGUGGGAAUGAGAGAUUGAAGCCUAUCCAGCUCACAGAUAGUCAUACUGUUGACAAUGAAGCUGAAAGAGCUCGAAUUCUCGCUGAUCAUCCUGAUGAUCCUAAAACCGUAGUAGCCGGGAAAGUGAAGGGAAAACUAAAGGUUACACGAGCUUUAGGAGCAGGCUACUUGAAAAAGAAAAAUCUUAAUGAUGCAUUGAUAGGAAUCCUUCGAGUACGUGAUCUUACAAGCCCACCAUAUAUAUCAACUGAUCCAUCGCUGAAUGUGCACAAAAUCUCAGAUUCUGAUCAAUUUGUUAUAGUUGGGAGUGAUGGUUUAUUUGACUUCUUCAGCAAUGAUGAAGCAGUAAAGCUUGUAGAGUCUUAUAUCUUGAGAAAUCCUUUUGGCGAUCCAGCAAAAUUUCUUAUUGAGCAACUAGUUGCAAGAGCAGCUGAUUCUGCAGGUUUCAGCAUGGAAGAGUUGAUGAAUGUUCCAGAUGGGAGGAGGAGGAAGUACCAUGAUGACGUAACUGUAAUUGUGAUCAUCCUUGGUAUGCAUCAACGGACUUCAAAAGCAUCAAUUUGCAUCUAGAGACUGGCCAAAGAAAAUUUGCAUCUGAAGCUUUUUGAUGGACACCUUAGUCAAUGGUAUUUCUCAGGAAAUUUUGAUACUCAAACUGUACAUAAGACCAUUAGAACUUAGAAUCAUUGGUUCCUUUGGUAUUUAAAAAAUUUUCAGUAGUAUUUCUAUCUGUUGGAACAUGAAUUGUAUAAAUGUUUUCCUUGUACAUAAUAUCAAUGAAUUUAGCUAUUAUUUUGAAAAAUGUAGAUAAAGAUGUAUAAGUAAAAGAUUAUUAUGAGUUUAUUUGCUUUAUAUUUG